Cinara cedri is the source of this 13133-nucleotide messenger RNA. The record is from the annotation of a GenBank genome assembly. Lineage: Eukaryota; Metazoa; Arthropoda; Insecta; Hemiptera; Aphididae.
GCCGCGGCAACGCGUCAAGUGGCGAGUACUCAAGUAGUCAAGUGUCGCACACAAAGGAAAGGGAUACUGGUACCUACAAUUUUUGUUUUAACAAGUCCGGACAGUGUUGGAUUUCUAUAGAAACUCGUGAAUUGAAUCGAAGAUGUCUGGCGGUGGCGUCAUACUAGAAAACCUGAGCGGUAAGAAGCUCUUCGUACUCGUGCUCGUGUUGUUUAUUUGCCAGAUCGGAUGCUUCCUGCUUGGUGGAUUACUAGGUACGUCUACACCGAUGUACAGACAUCAUAUUGUUUUUAUGUUUUUAUGUUUUUACACCUUGCUAUUCAUGUCGUUUCAACUUAUUUGCAGCUCCGACACCGUCCACCACAGACAUGGUAUUGGCUUCCAAGUGCAUUUAUAACCAAAGCAAUCCAUGGUCGUACAUCAGAGGAACCGGCCAAUGUGUUACGCAUGAAUUGGGCUCCUACACAUCCGAAUACAAUUUGGUCGCCAACGACAUAGUUUUUACAUUCCAGGUAUGUUAGAAAUGUCUUAGUAUUCUGGUUUAUAAUAUUAUCUUUUGCAUCUAUUUUAGUUGAUUAAAAUUGCUAUUGAAUAGCUAGAAGUCAUAAAAAUAUUAUGUAAUUAUUUUUUAAAGAAAUAAAGAUAAUGUCCACUAGGUAAGACGUUUCCGACAGUAUUUCAAUUAAGGAGAUUUAAAAUGAUUUAUAAUUAUUUUUAUAGAAAAUCAAAUUUCCAUUGCAGAUUGCCAUUCUCUUCAUUUUAUUGUAAUAAAGUUUUGAUAAAAAAUGUAGGUAUCUACCCAACAAUUAAAUUCAUGACCACAGUCUAUUGAUAGCGUAACUAAAUUAAAUGCAAAGACAAGCCACAUUCUAUAAAAUGUUAUCGUUAUUAUUGUAUACAAUCAAAUUAUAAUAUUGACUACCUCCAUGCAUCUGUAUUUUGAUUUUAAAAUCUGUUAAGUGUCAAUGUCAACAUUUAUUUAGUCUGAUUUGCUUCGUAGGUAUAUGUGUGAUGUUCGUGUUAUUUUAAAUAAUAUAAUAUAACAAAGUAAAUUAUAAGGUUGGGUCCAUAAUCCAAUCAAUUGCUCAGAACCAAAUAUCCUAAUAAAAAAUCUACUGAAACAAUCAUCAAAAAUGUUGCAAGUUCUGAUUGUGAUGUACAUAUUACAAUUCGCUGUAAUAAAAAUCAGUCUAAUGAUAGUUAUAAAUCAUUAUAUAAUUGGUUAAUUGUAUAAAAAGUAUAAAAAGUUAAGUAGUGCAGUAUACAUAAAAAUAAUACAAUUAGGUUUAUUUAGCGAAAAUACCUACCUCCUUUGUAUCAUACCUAUAUAUCACUAAAACAGGUUUACUAAUUAUGUACUAUAUUAUAGGAUUUUAUACCUUAUUAUAUGAUAUAUAGGAUAUUUCCCAAAAAUUUAUCAAAUCCAAAACUUUUGUUAUGUUUAAUAAGUUUAAUUUAUUUUUUUUUUUCAAUACUUACUAAAGCAGUAGUUUUCAACCUGUGCAUCAUGGUUUAUUAUUAAGGGAGCCGCAUCUAUAGUAAAUAUAGUAGAGUAUUACAGUAAAUGUAUUUAUUUUUAUUAUUAUCAUUAUUCGUAAGAGCUGCUAAUUUGGAUUUGAAAAUCAGAAGAGUCAUGGACCCAAAAGGGUUGAAGAAACCACUGUACUAAAGCAUUGAAUUUUGAUUACUCUAUUUCAGCAGUUCCCAACACAUUAGCUACAGGCAACGUGGUACUGGGGUGCGUACUUCUGGUUGGGGGUAUAAGCUAAGGUUUGGUAAAUUUUAUAUUAUUUUUAUUCUAAUUCAAACGCCAAUAUUUCAGUUAAAAUUUAGUAAUAAUCCAACAAUUAUUGUUAUUGUAUAAUUUUAUUUAUUUUCUUAUUUUUGUCCCAUUGUAGUGGUCACAUGUAGAAAACUAGACUAUAGGUUUUACAUAUUACUAGUGUGGCCAUGUGCCUAGGAAACUGUAUCUUAAAGGAGUAUUCUGUGAUGAUACCAACUUUGGUUUUUCAAAUGAGAACCUAUAUUAAAAAUUUCAUAAAUAAAUAAAUUACUUUAUUACUUUAAAUACAUUUUGGUGUUGAAAUUUUUGAUUUUAGUCUAAGAAUUGACGAGUUAUUUCACUUUUAAGUUCAGGUAGGGGAAGAGUAUUGGAGUAAUAAUAAAAUUCCACCUGACUUGUCGCUACCACAAAUGAUGUUUUUUUCUGUGGACAACUGUUUUACUAAUAAUUUUGCUUCGAUUUUCAAGUAUAGCAUUUUUUCUAAAAGAAAAUUAAUCUGAAGUGGUACUUUAAGGAUGUCAUUUUUUGAUUUUUUCAGCUGUUUUUAUAAUAAUUGGGAAAAAAGUUUUUUUUUUUCAAACUGUUUGAUUAGAUUCUGGAUUUAUAUUCUAUUUCUAUCAUAUUUUAAUAAAGAACAUAAAAAUUAUAAUCUUUUUUAUAAAUUUUGGGAAAUUAUGAAUAAAACACAUUUUUGGGACAUUUUAAUAUUGAAUAGUAAUUUUUCUAACAACAUUGGUCUUCUCAAAUCGCAUAAUAAUAAUUAUUGAUAUAUACCAUUUUACCAUUAGAAAAAACAUUUCAAAUUGUAUAUGAUUGACCAUAUAACUCAUUUUGACCCAAGCCCUAGAAUUAAUUUUUAACCUUUUGCGGUUUAUAGAAUAUUAAACAUUGAAGUUUAAAACCAUUUCCUACAAAAUAGUUUACCUGAUAACUCAUAUUCCUUAAACAGAAAUGUGCGGUUCAGAUUUAUACAAUCCAAAGCACUGAUUUAUGCACUUUCAGCAAAUUCAGCUCAAAUUGAUAUCUGUUUUGAUUAAUACACCCUAUAUGUUUUAAAAUCAUGUGUAUUAAAAGUCAAUAAUAUCAAAUAGUUAUAUUAUUGACUUAAAUGACUUGGAUUUUAUCAAUAUUAAUUUUAAAUAUUAUACCUAUUAUUUGUUAGAUACCUACUCCACGAGAUGGCCAGACAUUAGACUAUUCUAGAUGGCAACAGAACAUGAUUGGUGUCCUGAACUUUGAUAUUGAGUAUCAUACUGGAACUACUAUGGGUAAAUAUAUAAUUUUUAUUUUUAUACACAAGGAUCAUUGUGAUAUUUUGGAAAUUAUUAACUUUUUUUAGAUUUUAUAUUCAGAGUGGAGAAAUAUUUUCGUUUUAUAAUGAUAUUUAUUUUAUUUUAAUUUUUUCUGUGAACAACUUUUCGACCAGAAAUUUUGUUCCGAUAUUCAGGUGUAGCACUUUUUCUGACUAGAGUGGAACAUUAGGAAGAUAAUUUUUGAUUUUUCCAGGUGUUUUACAAUAUUUACAAAAUGUGUUGUUUUCAAAUAGUAUACAUUAUAUUAAAUACAUAUUUAACCGAACUCCGCUCAGAAUUUUUUCGUUAGUAAUUAUCUUCGCAUGCAGGUAUACAUUAAAUUUCUCUUCUACCUUACCAACUUUUCACUUACAACAGUGGCUCACCCAUCAUGGGGAGUAUGUCUCUUUGUUUCUAUGUUUGUUUUUCUUUGAUAAUUAAAGAGACAAGUAGGUCUAAAAUUUUACAAUUUCUUUAUUUUUGAAGAUGAACCAACUAUCUAAUUUUGAUUUUCAAAUGACAACCUUUAUUAAUAAUUCCAUACAUAGACUGAGUAUUAGUUUAAUUCUUAAUAGAUAGAACCACAGCCUAUUUAUCUCAAAUUAUCAACAUGUAUAAUUUUAUUCUUAUCUAUAAUGUAUUAUAGGUACUUUAUACAGAUUUCAAUUUAUUAUCAAUGUAAUAAAUUUAACUUUUAAUUCAUUAAAAUGCAUGUUAUUAUUAUCACUUAUUUUAUCAGUUAUUUAAUAUUUAUCACAUUAUAUUAAGACAUUGGAAUAAAUAUAGGACUAGUCGCUGACACACAUGCACACUAAAAACUACUCAGCUGGUGACUGGUUGCUAACAUGUACAUCAAAAUAUUAAGUUGUGGCUCUAUCCAUUGUAUAUGAUCUAAGGUUUAAAUAUAUUUAGUUUUGAAUUUUUUGAUGUUGCACCCUUGUAUGAGAUGUGAUCAAAAAAUACCCAGACUGUAUUAGUAAUAUUUAUAUCAAUAAAGAUAACCCCCUAUUGUUAUUUGACAAAGUAACUCUAGCAAGAAUUAAAGUUUUAUUUGAAAUUGAUAAUAAUAUUUAUUUUUAUUUUUGGCAUUUUUAUGAGACUAUGUUUCAGUCAUCAAGCAAAUUUCGUAAUGGAAGUGAACAAUGUGUGUGCUUGAAACUUUCUCCCCUUUAAAUCUCUCAAAUAUGUAUGAGAUAGAACAUUAUUCCCAAAAGCUUGAUGCAAAAGUUCAAAAGUUUCAUUCAAACUUUUCCCAAUUUAAAAUGAAAUUAUGAAAUUCUCCAGAUGACUGAAAUAUGGUUUUGUAAAAAUAUUUAUGCAUAUAAAAAUAAUUAUUGUUAUCAAUUUCAAACAAUAUUCUAUAACCCUAGCUAAAAGUUACAAUAUAAAUAUUAUUAAUACAAUCGGGGUAUUUUUUGAUCAUAUCUUUUAUAUCAAUUUAUAUUGAUCACAGAAAACAUUAAGAUAAACAUUUUUAAUACAAACUAGUCAACCACUCUGUAUAAUAUUAUUUGAAAUAAUAGAUUUAUAAACAUUAACACUAUCUCCAGUGCAAUAUUUAAUACCUAUUUCAAGUAGGUGUCUUAUUUUCUAAUAACAUUAUCUGAGUUAUAUGUAUUUGCAAAACCACACCAAAUACACAUUAGAUUCAAUUAUUCAAUUAUUGUAUGCAAUUGGUUUUGUAAUUAUGAGUAUAAAUAAGUUAUAGUUAACUUUUAAUUAACUGAUUUUGUAGAUUAUUUAAUUUUUCUAAAUAUAAAAUUUAUUAAUAUUGAAUUAUUAUAAUAUCACAAUUUGAAUAAUUUAUUGUUUUGAGUAAUUCAAUUGAUGAUGCUCAUAUAUUGAUAUAAUAAAAAGUAUAAAUUAUAUUUUCUUUUGAUUUUUAGAUAAUUGUAUAAUUUCUUUACUAAUGAAUUAUGAAUUGGAUUGCCAUUAUUAUUUUACCAUACCUGAUCAAUGGUUAUACUUAAAUUUUAGUAAUUGAAAAAAAACCACUUAUAGUUGAUUAAACAUAUUUAUAUUAAAAUUAAAAAGUUGUGCACAGAAAAAAAAAAAGAGUAAUAUAUUUUAACUAAUACCUACAUUUUUUAUAUUUUCCUCUUUUUUUUUUUUUUUUUAGUUUUUCAAAUUUAAUUGGAAUCUUGAGGAAAUCGAAAUAUGACCUUUUUCAAGUAUCUUCCCAGUUAGCUUUCUGUUUAGAAACAUUUCUAUCAUUAUAAAUCCUAGCAAGAUUUCUGGUAAAAAAGUUGCACCUAGUUUAAAAAAAAUCUUUGUAAAAUCUUAUACUCGACUCAGAAUCUAAAAUGUAUUCAAAAAUUAAACCCUAUAAAGAAAAAAACUGAACAAAAUACUAUUGAUUUUAAUUUGGAAUUUCAAGUUAAUUUUUUUUCCUAAUUGAUCUAGAAAUAUAAAAAGUAGUAAGUUCUCAUCGUGUGAAGAAUUAUUAUUGAGACUACAAAUUUUAGUACUGUAAUUCAGUGGUCAAACAAGACUUGUUUGACUUUUCUUAGUAGAUUUUAAUGACAUUUUUUUCUUUUCAAUAUAAUUAUAACCUACAUUGUUUGUAUUUUUAGAUCGCAAUUUUGUACUAACAUUGGAUACAAAACUUGGUUAUCGAAAUAUAGGAGACAGAGAUGAUGACUGGCAUUUGUAUGCUGCUUCUGUUGAAAAACGUAAUCUAGAUUGUGUUGCUACAGAGGUACACAAUUAAUAUUAUUUUUCUCUUACGUGAAUUAUUAUAAUUAAUCCAAUUUUAUUGUUUUAGAAAAUAGAUGGUCAUAAUUAUCAAUGUUCCUUAGUACCCCUCUUUGAACUUGGUUCAUUGUUUCAUGAUUAUUAUUUAAUUAAUAUAAAAAUACCAGUUGAUGAACAAAUGGGUAUAAACAUCGGUUUAGGACAUCUAAAAGAUGUUUGGCUUGUGGUAAGUAGAGAUAAAAUUGAUAAUACAACAUAGUACUAAUUAAACAUUAACAUUUUAAUUCAAUUUAUCUAAUCUUAAUGUUAAUUACCAAUGUUAUCUAAAAAUAUAUAUAGUAGACAUUUUUUCUCCUUUGAUAUAUCUUAUGAAUUGUAUGAAUAGUAAUCAAACUUACAAAAUUUCCAAAGAGUCUUAUGUUAGAUACAUUCCAGGGAAAACCAAUGAUUGCCUCACACUGAAGUCUAAUCCUGAUAUGAGUAGAUAGUAGUUAUAUCUCUUUAGAUAGAUACAUACUAUUUUUUAUAAAAUAAACAACUAAAACUCUAAUUUAUAUCUACAAAUCAUAUUUUCUUCCUUGAAAUCUUGAUAUACCAUAUUAAUAUGUGAUCUCUGUGACAAACUAGUAUAAAACUAUACAAAUGUUAGCUUUAAUGCAUUACUAUAUAUAUAUAUGUUACAUAAUAUGUCACUUCCAUAUAACAUAGAUAACAUUUGUAUCCAUUUACAAAAUUGAACUGGGGUUUCUUCACUUAGGGUAAUAACACAAUAUGGAUAACAUUUUAUAAAAUGAAACUACUUAAACUGUACAUAACUGAAUGUAUUCCAUCAUUUUAAUGUCCAUAUAGAAAAACAAUUAACUACUUUGUUUUUUUUUACAAAUGUAUUAUUAUUACAACUACAUACUAAGAAAACAAUUUUUUAUUAUUUAUUUAAACAAAUUUGAAAAUUAUGGCUCUGAGAAUUAAAAGAUCACAUUUAAUUUUGUUAUAUUUUAAUAGAAAAAUAAAGGACAUACUUUUCAUGAGCCGUUGAGAAGUUGGAAAGGUAGUAGAGGGGAAAUUAAAUGUAUAUCUUUAAGCAACGAUUAACUAUUGCAAACAAAAAAAUGAUUCUUAGAGGAGUUAAUUUUGAUAGUGUUGUUUUGUCAACAAUAUAUAUGUCAUAUAUUUUGAUAAAAUAACUACAUAGGCAUUAUAUAUUUUCUGUAAUAAUAUUUGUUCAAUAUUGUACCGAUUUUUCCAGUUUUCUCAUGUUUUUUCGCAAUUAUUGGGAAAACUCCUAGAAAAAUCAAAAAUUGACCUUUCUAAAGUACCUUCACAGUCAGAUUUCCUUUCAGAAAAAGUGCUUUUAUUUUAAAUCAGAGCAAAAAUUGCUGGUUGGUAAAAAAGUUGUCCAUAGAAAUAAAAAUUAACCAACAUCAUUGUAAAACCAUAAGCUUCAAUUCACUCAGAAUCUAAAAUAAUUUUUUUAAGCUUAUUACCAGGGUUCGAGACUUAAAGCACAUAAAACCGUCAAAAAAACACUUCAAGAAAAUAUUAUUAGAUCAAAUGGUAGAAGGUUUAAAUGUCCCUGUGUAACUCUUAAAUUAUUAAAUAUAAUUUUCUAACUCGACAUAAAUUAUUAUCAAAAAUGUAUUUUGUUUAAAUAAAAUUGUAUGUAUACAACACUCAUUUACGGGCUGAAUCCAAAAAUAUUGUGAAUUUGAUAAUUAAGGAUAUUUAAGGAUUAUAUUAUUGAGUGUAAUAAUGAAUUUUUUUUUCAUAAGACUUAAUAUGAAAAUCACAAAUAUUAUUGCCUUUUAAAACAUGUAUAACUGAACUCCACUCAGAAUCGUUUUUCAUUAGCAAUGGUUAAUUGUUGCAUACAGAUAUAAAUUGAAUUCCUCUAUUAUAUCUUACCUUCCCAAUUUCUCACCUUCAACAGUGGUCCACCUAUUGUGGCAAGUAUGUCCUUUUUAAUAUUUUUUUUGACAUACUGAUCCCUUGUUUUUUAUCAAAACUUAUCAUAAUUAUAAAUUGAAUUAUUUUAUAAACAAUUUCAUUGAAAAGUUUAUUGCUUUUGUUUACUUAAGGUAAUCAAUCAAAAUGGAGGUUUCACUUAUGUAUGGAUACAUAUGAAAGCUAUUAUUUUUCCAAUUGUUGUUGGAAUAUUAUUAUGGUUUUGGUACAGAGUUUAUCGGUUGGCGAGGAAACCAGUUUUACUUGAACAAAUGUUGUUAAUCAUUGGUAUCAUACUUAGCUGUUUGAACUGUAAGAAAAAUACAUAAUCUAUAUUUUUUUAAUUGAAUAUUAAAAUAUUUAGUUUAUUGUUUAUAAUAAUUAUGAAUUAAUUUAUUUUAUAAAAUUAACAUUUCAAAAAAAUUCAAACAAUAAUUGUAAUAUGUAUAAUCAUGUUUUUAUAAAUUAUAGUUUAAUGAAUACUACUUCAUAUUUUAUUUUAGGUUCUUGGAGGUUUUCUUAGUUUUAAAUAUGUAAAUGUAUGAAAUUAUUUAAUAGAUUUAAUGACUAAUCAUUAAAUCUAUUAAAUAUUUUUUUUAAAUCAUCCUAGUAUUUUAGAAUAUUUAUUUAAUGCAAAUUCCUUGUAAUUAAUUAUCCUACUGAAAAGAUACAGAUUCAGAUAAAGUUAUUUUUAGUUAAAAGUUAUAAUUGAACUACAUUUUGACUUAUUAUGUACCCAAAGGGAUAUCAUUUUUUUUGGGGGGGGGGAAUGUCAUUAUUAUCCAAAAUAAAAAUCAUUGUGUCUUAACAUCACAAGACACCAAUAGAAUUCUCAAAUAACUGUAAGUAAAAGUAAUCUUUAUGUUUUAUAACCAUGUACUUUCUAUAUGACUCCUAAAGUAUACCAAUUGACAAAUAUAUGUGUAUAAGUAUAGGAAUCUUGUGAGACCAGCUUAACUGUUCAAAUUAUUUAUUUUUAGUUCCUAUUGAAUCAUUGUCAUUAUAUUAUGAUAUGCCAUACAUGUUGAUAUUGCAAGACCUAAGACAAGGUGUAUUUUACGCUGCAUUACUUUCAUUUUGGUUGAUUUUUGCUGGUGAACAUCUUAUGGUAAGUAUUUAUUAAUCUUUAUCAAAAAUGGUCUUAUUGUUAAAUUUGUAUUAAUGUACAUGAAAAUAUUGAUUUUAUUUUUUCAUGGUUUCAAAUUGCUGUUCUUUUAUAGAUUCAGGUAAAUUUAUAGUUAACAGAAUAUAAUAUUAAUAUUUGUUUGGAGUUUUGAGUAAAUAGUAUUAUUGACAUUUACAGGAUUCUCAUCAAACCAGUAUACUCACAUAUUGGAAACAUUUGAGUGCAGUUUUUAUUGGCUGUGUUGCUCUAUUUGCUUUUGAAAUGAGUGAAAGAGGAACACAAUUGAAGAAUCCCUUUUACACAAUUUGGGCAACUAACACAGGGACAAAUUUAGCUGUAAAUUCCUUUUCAUUAUAAUAAAUAUAAUCACUAUUUUUGUUUUUUAAUGUAUGCAUUUAUUUAAUACGGAUCAAUUUAGAUGGCAUUUAUAUUGUUAGCAUUGCUUAGCGGAAUAUGUUACUUUGUCUUUUUAUCAUUUAUGAUAUGGAGAGUAUUCUGCAAUAUAAGUAUUCGAAGAUCAGCCUUACCAGCUAUGUCAAACGCCCGACGAUUGCAUUAUGAAGGAAGCAUUUACAGAUUCAAAUUCUUAAUGUUAGCCACUAUUCUGUGUGCUUUUGUGACUAUGGUCGAAUUUGUAUUGGGCCAGGUAGAAAUAAUUAUUAUUGAAUAAUUUGAAUUUGAAAUUUUAUUUCUUGUUUAAAAUAAAUUAAUAAAUAAAUAUAAUAUAUUUGUUUUGUGUGCAUUUAGGUUUCAGAAGGACAUUGGCGAUGGAACGAAAACAGUGAAAUCAAUUAUGGAUCUGCAUUUUUGAUUGGCGUGUAUGGGAUGUGGAAUAUAUACAUAUUUGCUCUUAUUAUUCUCUAUUCACCAUCUCACAAGCACUGGCCUUCAGAAAUGGGUAUAAUAAAUUUGUAAUAUAUAAAGUUUCAUUAAUGCCUUAAAAAACCACAGUGAUGAGAAUUUUCAUUACUUUUGUGGAAUCUUUCCAAUUGAUACAAUUACAAAAAAGUAUCAAUUCUAAAAAAACUCGUUACAUUGCAGGUAAGAGUAUUUGUAUGAUAUAAUCAAUCAAAAGUCACAAUCAUCAAAUUGAUUAAUAAGGUCAACCCUACUAUUAUUCAAGCUACCUUGCCCCAAAUGAUUAUCAUUAAAAUUCCACAAACCCAUGCUAACUUCUUUAUCACUCAUUAUCUUGUAACUGUCCAAAUCACGUAUAAUUGGUUUUCUGAAUUAGCAUUUGUAUAUUUUUGUAUUAGUUCCAUUUUUGAUUUUGUGUGUUCAAGGUCUGAACAAAAACCUACUAAAAUGGAAGUUGAAGGUACAUAACAAAAGAGGUUCUAAAAAUGUGUUUAGAGGAAGAAAAGCAAAGUAUGGUUUUAUCAUCAAAAUAAGAUUGUGAUAGGUCCAAUAGAUACAGUAUAAACAAAAAUGUCAAAACAACAAUGGAGAACAUAUGAAAAUUAUUUAGCAAAACCCAGUAACUUCCUCUACUAAAUUUUGCUUACCCAUUUAUAGAAGUUUCAUCUCUAAAUCUAAAGACGAAAUAAGUUACCUUGAAAAUAAAUUCAAGGCCCUUAUAGAAAUAGAGCUGUUUACCAUGGUUGGUUGGAAAGUGUACAAUACAGUCAUUGAUACUAUUUCCACCAUGAUAUGCUUUAUUUCUGGACAAACUUCAAAAUAUUAUAAUAAGUUAAUCCAAGCAACUAAAAUCAAUAUAGAAUCACUGACUAUGGACUCUUGAUUCUCCAUGUUAGAAUUCUCUUUUUUAAAUCUCUGCUUCAUAUGGCUUAUGAAAUAUCACUGAAAAGUGGCAAGUACGAUCUUCUGCAGAGAACAAAGUUGUGAAGGAAACAAAGAAAAAAAUGUAAAAAGACUUUAAAGAUGAAUUGAGACUUGAUAGAUUUUCUGACAGCAGGAUUUGGAUAUAUCAAUCAAUACUCAUCAAGAAAAUUUUUUGCCAAACUGGGGAAUGCUCUUCUCAAAUUACUGUUAUCAAUCUAGAUUUAAUAUUUCUAUUUAAAAUUAUACUGAAAGUUAUUUUAAGUGGCAAUAGCAUUGAUCAAAUUUGAUACUUUUACACUCGAAACUGUAAAAAUAUGUGUUGAUCUGUAUUUUUGGCCUCUUCAAAUUUGUAAAAAUAUUGUGGUAAAAGCAAUAAAUAAUUUUGUUCAGUUAUAUCAUACAAAUACUCUUCAGAUUGUGCAUUCAGUAUAGUUUCUUAACAUGGUUGGCUAAACUUAUUGGCUCUAGUUAUAGAACUAUCAAUUAUACUUUUUCCUUUAGUGUACUCAUUACUUUGGAACAAGUACUGGUAUAAUGACCCAUCACCAAUACUCGCUACAAGUUUCAUAUAAUAUUUGUACAAUGUAUAUACACUUAAAUUAUAAAUAAUUAAAAAGUAAUUAAUAUUAUUUAUCUUAACUAAAAUCCUUGUAUUUACAUUAUAAAAGUAAUAAAUAGGACAAAUUAAAAAAAAAUAUAUAAAAAAUAAUAAUUAUUGUAUGAAUAGGCCACAGACUUCUGAGUCAGAUUUAUUUUGAUCACACAUUCUCCUGUAAUCACACUACAAAGAAAUUAAAGAAAUUUUCCUUACAAAUUUUGAGUGACCUAUUGUUGGUAACUGGAAAAUAUAAACAUUCAUUUUAAAUUUUUAAAUUUUUCAUUACUUAAUAAAACAAUUUCAAAAUAAACAUAUAAACAUAAAGUGUACUCAUAUGAUUUAAUAAAUUAUUAACAUUAAUUUAUAUAUUUUUAUAAUCAUAAACAGACAGUUAUUCUUUCUCUGUCUGAUAAAAAGAAAAUUAUUAUACAUAUUAUGCUUUAUAUUUUAUAGGAUUAUUCAGACUUCCAACAAUUAUGGCUUUAUCAUUAUUAAUAUUGUUUCUUUUUGUUGAAUAAACAUACAUAAAAUAGCACCCAAUUCUUUCAGCCAGUUCAUUGUGGAUCAAAACUUGGCUUUUUAUAAUACUGAGUAAAACAUGAAAAAGUAAAACAUUGUUCAUAGGCACAGUUUCUAACGGGAAUACUAAGAAAUUACCUUUUAAAUUUUAAAAAUCAUUGAUGAUGUGUUUCUUUGAGUCUUUUUUUCAAAAUUAAACUACUUUAGUUGAUGUUCAUUUCAAUGUUUCAGUGUUGGCCAUGUUUUUUAAUAAUUUUAUUACACUAACAUGAAUGUCAAAUUGUUUUUGAAUAUAAAAUAUCCCUUAUAAAUUAACUAAAUUGUCAACCCUUUUGAUUAAUUUAAGACUUUCUUGGUUAAAUCAAAUAGUUAUUCCACAGCACACAUUUAUAUUAUACCUAUAAUAAACUCUAAAAUAAAAAAAACAAUGAUAUAUUAUGGUAGAUGGUUAAUGAUAACUGUAAUAAACAACCAAUGAAUCAGAAGUAUGGUUAUAGAUAAAAAUGCUUAUGCUAGGCUGCUUAAAAAAGUGACAGUAAAAGUUCUUUUUAAAAUUUGGUAUUAUGUAUUAACACUUGGUGUAGUCCUUGACUUUGUAUAAUUUUUCAUUGAUGAUAAUGUUUGCUGCCAAUAAUAAUUACCUUCAUUCAAAAACCCCAUAGCAAAUUCAUGACCCUUUUUAAAGUACCCCAAGAUGAGGGUAUGAGAAUAAAAUGGGAAGAAGCUUUAAGGUUUGUUAUAAAAAAAAAACCGAUAUUAAUGUUAAAUAUAAAGUAGAUUCCUGAUAAAUUUUCAAGCUUUUCUGUUGGGUCUAAAAAUUUUAUCUACAGGGUACCUAUCCAAUAAACAUUGUGUAAAAAACUCACAAAAUUUAAAUGUCUAUAAAGAUCUUAAAAGUUUUAAAAAUUUGACCAAGUCUGUAAUAGACAAAUAUAAGGUUUCUGUCCAAAUUUCAAGUCUACAAAUAUGUUUAACUGAAUUGUGACAAAAAACAAAAUUGAAAAUAAUAAAAUCAUUAUUUUUGUAACCUCCUUUUUCCCCACCUCAUUUCCUUUCCUACAGUUUUUUCCAAUUAUUAUGAAAACCACUUGGAAGUUCAAAUUCAAUUUCAAAAUAGGAGGACGAUUUCUGGUAAAAUUUCAUACAAUUUAUAUAAAAAAAAAAAUAAUAAUAAUAAAAUAAACAUUGUAAAACCAAUACGUUAUUCACUUCCCUCAUUUAGAAUCUAAAAUUAAGUUUUGAUGAUAUUUUUAUGUAUUUUAAUUAUAUGUAUUUUUUGUAUGCUUUUUAGAUGUAAAUAAUAGUUCAAGUGAUACAAUUGAAUUUAGCCGUCUUCCUACAGAACCUACUGAAAUGUCAUCACUUGCUGCAUUUUCUAAGAAAUCUGCUUUUGACUAA